GUAUCGUCGUUGUCGGCCGAUACAUUCACGCGCAGACCUUCCGCGGAUAGACAUUGCAAGCCAACGGCUGUAGAGGAUGUCACAUUUAAAAGUUUUGCGCGGGAAUUUCGCGCGGCAAUUAAUUUUUUCACCAUGUAAAAAAAAUGCAAACAAACUAAGGACAAACAGAGUGAUACCAGAGCAUACUCAACCGUGUCUUUUGGGUAGAAAUUUUGCUACCCAAACAGCACCGGAUUUAGAUAAUAAAUAUUUAACUUCGCCAUGGGGUGACAUCCAAGUUGGAAAUGAAACUUUAACUGAAUUCGUAUUUGAGGACAUCGAAUUAUGGGCGGACAAGCCAGCAGUGACAUGUGGACUAUCCGAGCGUUCCUACGAUUACGGCAUGUUGCGGAUGAUGGUAGAACGUUGCGCACAUGCCCUGCUGGGACCACUCCGGUUAUCUCCAGGGGACCGGUUGGGUCUGAUUUUGCCAAACAUCCCAGAGUUUGCAGUCAUCGCCUAUGGAGCCAUGAGGGCAGGCCUUGUUCUGACAUUCGCCAACCCACUGUAUACAGCUGAGGAAUUACGGAGGCAGUUUUCGGAUUGCAACGUAAAGGCGAUCGCUACUAUAGAAAUGUUCAUGCCAGUGGCUCAGCAAGUGAGCGCCUCUCUAAAAGAUUAUAAAGGCACCAUAUGGGUUGGAGGAGAGGAUGAUGGUACCAAAGGAAUCUUUGGACUCCGACCUUUGUUGAUGGCGGAUCACAAAUCGGACCUGCCAGAUUUGAACUGCGAUGACGUUUGUCUCGUCCCGUACUCGAGUGGGACUACUGGCAUGCCUAAAGGCGUGAUGUUGACGCACAAGAACCUUGUUACCAACCUGAAGCAGGUUCAAUGUCCCAGCGUUAUGAAAUAUAAAGGAGAAAAAGGCCACGGGGAUGUUUUGUUGACUGUGCCUCCAUUUUUCCACAUUUAUGGAUUUAACGCAGUGAUGAACUAUAAUCUCAGGCUUGGCUACCAUUUGGUUUCUAUUCCGAAAUUCACACCAGAGAGCUACGUAAAUUGUCUAGUGGAAUACAGUCCAACCACAUUAUUUGUGGUUCCGUCGCUUCUGGCGUUCCUGGCUACGCAUCCCUUAGUGAAGAAGGAGCACCUUCAGUCUAUUGACACCAUUAUGGUAGGCGCCGCGCCCACCACUGACAGUAUGCUGGAGAAGUUUCUACUCAAAUGCGAGAAAACUAAGGACCAGAUUAGAUUACUGCAAGGGUAUGGCAUGACAGAAAGUUCUCCCGUAACCCUUAUGACACCGUACCAUUAUCCGUACAACAAGGUCGGCUCUGUGGGUCAAUUGAUCUGCAACACCCAGGCUCGAGUUGUCUCCCUCACCUCAGGCGAGAUGCUUGGUCCUCACAAGUCAGGAGAAUUGUUGCUGAGGGGCCCACAGGUGAUGAAAGGCUACUGGAACAAUGAAGCCGCCACUAAAGAGACUUUAGACAGCGAAGGUUGGCUGCACACGGGCGACGUGGCGUAUUAUGACGAAGAUCACUAUUUUUACAUCGUCGAUCGUACGAAAGAACUUAUUAAGGUCAAGGGUAAUCAGGUAUCUCCAACGGAAAUAGAGAGCGUGAUCAUGGAGCAGCCUGAAGUGGCGGACGUCGCUGUAGUGGGUAUGCCAGACGCGCUGGCCGGCGAAGUGCCGAAAGCCUUCGUUGUACUUAAACCGAAUUAUAAACUCACCGAAAAACAAGUCUACGAUUUGGUAGCAGAGAAAUUAACCAGAUACAAGCAUCUGGAAGGUGGUGUCGCUUUCCUUGAUAGUAUACCCAGAAAUGCCGCGGGUAAAAUCAUGAGAAACGAGCUCAAAGUUUUGGGACGCAAACCCAAACAUUAAUCUUGUGAUGUCUAGUAUUAUAAUGUUGUUUAUAGUUAAUGUUUUGUACAUAGGUGAUAGUUGUAUGAUGUUACGUUUUAAGUAUUGUUCUGGUUUAAUUAGGGUCUUACAAAUAGAGCUGUGAUUAUUUUGACUUACCAUAAAGUUGUUAUUUUAUUAUUAUGUAAAUAGAAAAUAAAAGAUACUAUUUUCACAAA
Molecule: messenger RNA, 2064 nt
Organism: Galleria mellonella (greater wax moth)
Lineage: Eukaryota; Metazoa; Arthropoda; Insecta; Lepidoptera; Pyralidae
Product: probable 4-coumarate--CoA ligase 1
Exons: 9
Coding region: 77-1867 (596 amino acids)
Biological process (GO): long-chain fatty acid metabolic process; fatty-acyl-CoA biosynthetic process
Molecular function (GO): long-chain fatty acid-CoA ligase activity
Source: RefSeq, a predicted model, not a curated record